This is a messenger RNA of Talaromyces atroroseus, 1692 nucleotides long. RefSeq lists its product as hypothetical. Lineage: Eukaryota; Fungi; Ascomycota; Eurotiomycetes; Eurotiales; Trichocomaceae. Bases 1 to 1692 code for a protein of 563 amino acids. The record is from RefSeq and is a predicted model, not a curated record. The transcript has a single exon.
AUGCCCAAAAAGCACAACAAAUACCCGUCUGUCAAACCCGCGAGCACAGUCCACCCGUCACUAGAAUCCUCGUCGAGCUCGCGCCAGCAUGGCAGCCGCGCUUCGGCAUCGCAGUCAGUGAAUGACCUCAUCCAGCAUCUGCGCCGGACUCAAGUGCCUACUUCCACCAACGAUGGGCCCUCUAAUCCUCACCAGCCCUUGACGCUGCGCACUUUGCAUCCGUCGCUCAGGAAUAUCCUCGACGUGCCAGAAACGCCGCCGCCGCGACCGCGCCCAAAUGCUCGACCGGUAGGCGGACGACUCCUUCGCAGAAUCCCUGGCCCGCCGCCUCCGUCUAGUUGGUUACAGAGUAACAGGACAUCGACAACGGACAGAGAGACCGUCUCUGUAGGGCGUGACCAAGUACUAUACCGGCUUGAACGACUCCCCGGCAUAAACUUUCCACCGAAGCAUAGCCUGCAGCAUGUCUUGCUGAAAUCGAUGGCGACAAGCUGGCCUUGGCAUCUGGAUUAUGACAAUGUAUUUCUGGUGGAAAUUCCGAAUCGUCUGAAGCUUCUACUGUUGAGUUACAUUGCCAUUUACUCGCCUGAUGCUGUAUCGGCAUCACGAACAAAUGACCUUGAUCUGCUCUUUGGUGCGCCAGCGCCGGAAGGAGACUCCGUCACUGAAGCUGAGACCAGUCAUGUCACUCGGCUCGAUCUUAGUGCGGCAAUAGGCAAAUGGACCAGCAUAAAGCUCCUGAGCAGACAUCUUCUUGUUUCAUCCAAAAAGGAAAAGGUGCCAAUUACAAAGACGCAGGAGACUGUUCCCGAAUCAUGGGACGACGUCGAACCUGCUGUAGACUCGCCAACUCCGCCUUUGUUCCAGUCGCCGUCCCAUAUACUCCGGUUUCCAAAUCUGAGAUACUUAUCUCUCGCUCAUCCUGAACGUACGGCGGCCAAUUGGGGCUCGCUAGUCAAUUUGCUCUCUCACAUCUCGACCAUCACUCAUUUGUCCCUGGCUCACUGGCCGAUUCCAACGCUUACGCCGAACUCAAUAAAUGCGCGUGUUGAGCAUCCAUCGAUUAAGUCGCUCACCUUCGCUGCCGGGGGCACAGAUACCUACAGUGCCGAUGAAAACAACUGGGUUGAAGUCGUUAAUAUCUUGCGCAAACUUUCCCGCGCAACCUAUUGUCUCAAAUGGCUUGACCUCGAGGGCUGCGGGCAAUGGUUUGACGCCCUGAGCUGGGAUGGACGUACAUUGCAAGAUGAUGAGCCAUUUCGCACACUUGAAGCAUCAUGGAAUGGGCCGUGGCGAGAUAUUGAAUGGAUCGGUCUUGGCCCUGGCUGGAUCCCCGCGAAGUAUGCUGGUAGUAAUGAUCUAUCUGAAUCACAUACCCCGCUCGUGGCAUCUAUACAUUCCCAUUCAUCCCAGCGGCGAGUGCCGGCAAGCUUUGGGAAUCCGGACGAUGAUCUAAGCUCUGUUCUUACGGCGCAAGACCUCCGGGAGGCUGAGAUGGCGCGUCAAAAGCAACGGCACAUCAACGAGUGGAAAGCAUAUGAAGACACUCUUCGGAGGGCUCGCCAGGUCGAGAGGCAUGUCCAUCGUGUACGACGCGAAGCCGGUGGGAAGUGGAUUCAUUUCUCCUUUGGUGGCGAGGGAGCAGAGGAAAGAGAGAUAUUAGAGACAGUGAUGUCAAAACUCGAUGUAUAG